Messenger RNA from Myotis davidii, 650 nucleotides. It is a transcript of the gene CFAP97D1, whose product is annotated as chromosome unknown open reading frame, human C17orf105. The record is from RefSeq and is a predicted model, not a curated record. The transcript is spliced from 6 exons. Gene Ontology annotation, biological process: sperm axoneme assembly. NCBI's taxonomy places the organism in Eukaryota, Metazoa, Chordata, Mammalia, Chiroptera, Vespertilionidae. The coding region runs from base 29 to 523 and encodes 164 amino acids.
AUUUCUGAAGUGAGACUAGGAGGAGGAGAUGAAUAAUUCCCUGCAGUAUCUAGCCUACCCUGUAAUUGUCUCUAAUCACAGGCAGAGCACAGACUUCAGGAAGAAACUGGACUUCGGCCAUUACGUAUCUCACAAGAAUAGGAUAGAGAUAGUGAAACCUGCUGUCGAUACCAAACCUCCAGUGACACGCACACAUCACAUUUUAAAGCUGGGCAAACUACAGGGUGAACAAAAGAGAAUCAACAAAAUCGAGCAUGAAAACAAGCAACUGUGUCAGAAAAUUGCCAAUGCCCAUCGCGGCCCUGCCAAGGUGGAUUGCUGGAAUGAGUACUUCUCCAAAAGCUUAAACAGAGAAACAAGGAACCGGAACCUGGUGAGAAUCACCAUUGAAAACCAGGGCAUCCUGAAGAGGCUGGAUGAUCGCAAAUCAAACUAUGACCGCAGGUCGUCGGAGAUGGACUGGCAGAAGUCAAGACGUUAUAUCAAAAAUACAACAAAGUAUCUUUUCUACCAAGCUGGAUAGGUUACUCCCCACAGAACAGACGCAAGAGAAGGCUCUGGGAUUUCUUAGCUGCUUGGGAUCUCAAGACACUCAAGAUUGGCUGCAUGCUCAAUCUUAGGGAUGCUACAAUAAAGCUUGAAACACAAAA